AGAUGAGCAUGAGGUAAUAUUCUAGGUAUCCUUUUGUCUGAGUUCUGCCUGUUUUGUCCCCUCACCAUGUCUAAGUAUUUAUUAUUUCAUUUAUUUAUCCCUAAAUUCUGUGGGGAGGGUACUAUUAAAGUACUAUUACCUGCAUUUUAGAGAGGAGGAAACUCAUGGAUGCUGAGGCUUUUGAGAGAAAAGUCAGACUUCAGUUGUUUAAAUAGACACAGAACAGAGACACUUGAAGAAUUAAGAUUUUCACAAUAUUCAUUAUCCAAGAUAUGUAUUAAGCUGCGAGGAACUUUUCUGGACACUGGGACUAUAGCAGUGAAUAGAACAGAUAGAACUUCUGUUCUUUCACAGCUUACAUUCUAGUAAGGGGAUAAGAAAAGAGAGACUACAAACAAGGUGGUGAGAAGGACUAGAAAGAAAAAUAACUUUAAGAUAAGGAGAAGAGAGAGCGAUUAGGGAGUCGUAUUUUGUAGAGAAGGGUCAAAAAAAAGUCUGUCUGUCAUACAGAGAUGUCAAGGGAGUGAAGGAGCAUGCCACUUGUCAUCUGGGACAAGUGUAUUCUGGAAAAAGAAGGGCAGGUACAAGUUCAAAGAUCUAAUGUGGGGUCAUGCUUGGAAAGGGUAAGGAAUGACCAGACAAGAGUUGGGAGUUAGGCACUGAAGAUGUCAGAUCUUGCAAGGACUUGGGAUUUUUUUCUGGUUGAGUUAAGAAGCCAGUGGGGGAUUUGGAAUAAAGGAGUGGCUGAUUGUGACAUGCCUUUUAAAGAUUCCUCUGUCUGUUGGGAGGAAAUGACUGAAGAGACACACCGUUGGUAGGAAAGACCCCCUGGGACUCUAUCAAGAAAAGAGGCAGUAGGGGAGGUGGGGAGAAGUGGUUAGAGUCUAAUACUGAAUUCAUAAACUCUUAAACUUUAUGUUCUCCCACACCAGGUGCAGGGGAGGUGAGGGGAAGUGGUUAGAGUCUAAUAUUAAACAUAAACUCUUAAACUUUAUGUUCUCCCACACCAGGCACUGGGAAAAUACCAAGGCAAGGUAAAUAGCUUGUGAUCCAGAUUGCUUUUGCCACCAACCUGAAGACAUAUGGCCCCAUAAGGACAGAAACCAUUCUGUUCAUUUCUGUGUUUUGGACCUUCCAUGUACACGGUUACAGACGUCAAGUGAUGACAAUGCGUCAAUGUAGAUCCAUCAGUUGCAACAAACGAGCCAUGCUGGUGGGGCAUGUUGAUAAUGGGGGAGGCCAGGUAUGCGUGGAGGAUUUGAAAUCAUCUUCAUCAUUCAUAUGAGGGAACCAGUGAUAGAAUCCUUGGAGUUACAAUGAAACAUAUCAGAAGCUUUUACUUAUUUUGUAGUAUUGCUGUGUCAGUGCAGGGCUGGGCUUCGAAGUUGCCAGAAGAAAGGGAGUUAACGACCAAUUUCUCCAACAUGUCUCUAAGAAAGGUUCCUGCAGACUUGACCCCAACCACAACCACACUGGAUUUAUCCUACAACCUCCUUUCUCGACUCCAAAAUUCAGAUUUUCGUUUUGUCUCUAAACUGAAAGUUUUGAUUCUGCGCCAUAACAAAAUCCAAGAGCUGGAUGUCAAGACAUUUGAAUUCAACGGAGAGUUAAGAUAUUUAGAUUUGUCUUAUAACAGACUGAAGAUUGUAACUUGGUAUUCACUGGCGGGUCUCAGACAUUUAGAUCUUUCUUUCAAUGAUUUUGACACCAUGCCUAUCUGUGAGGAAACUGACAACAUGUCACAUUUGGAAAUCCUAGGUUUAAGUGGGGCAAAAAUACAAAAAUCAGAUUUCCAGAAAAUUUCUCAUUUGCAUCUAAAUACUAUCUUCCUAGGAUUGAAAAGUCUUUCUCAUUAUGAAGAAGGUAGCCUGCCCAUCUUAAACACAACAAAACUUCACAUUGUUUUACCAAUGAUCACAAAUUUCUGGGUUCUUUUGCAUGAUGGGAUCAGGACCUCAAAAGUACUAGAAAUGACAAAUAUAGAUGGCAAAAGCCAACUUGCAAGUUAUGAAACUCAACAAAAUCUUACUUUAGAGGAUUCCAAGACCUCUAUUCUAUUACUUAAUAGAGUUGAUUUACCCUGGGAUGACCUUCUCCUACUCUUCCAGUUUAUUUGGCACACAUCAAUAGAAUGCUUCCAAAUCCAACAUCUGACUUUUGGAGGCAAGGUUUAUCUUGACCACAAUUCAUUUGAUUACUUAAAGACUGUAAUGAGAACUAUGAAAUUGGAGCACAUACAAUUCAGAGUUUUUUCUGUUUCACAGGAGAGGGUCUACUUGCUUUUUACCAAAAUGGAUGUAGAAAACCUGACUAUAUCAGAUGCACAAAUGCCUCACAUGCUGUUUCCUGUUUAUCCUACAAGAUUCCAGUAUUUAAAUUUUGCUAAUAAUAUCUUAACAGAUGACCUGCUUAAGCAACCUAUCCAGUUGACUUAUUUGAAAACUCUCAUUCUGAAGGGCAAUAAAUUGGAGACACUUUCUUUAGUGAGUUUCUUUGCCAGCAACACAUCCUUGAAGCACUUAGAUCUGAGCCAGAAUCUGUUACAACAUGAAAAUGAUGAAAAUUGCUUUUGGCCAGAAACCCUGAUCACUAUGAACCUGUCCUCCAACAGAUUUGCUGAUUCUGUUUUCAAGUGCUUGCCCAGAAGUAUUCAAAUACUUGACCUGAAUAAUAACAAAAUUCAAACUCUCCCUAAAGACAUUAUUCAUCUGAAGUCUUUGCAAGAGCUGAAUCUUGCAUUUAAUUUUCUCACUGAUCUUCCUGGGUGUAGUAAUUUCAGAAAACUCUCAAUUCUGAACAAUGUAAUGAACUUAAUUCUCAGCCCAUCUUUGGAUUUUUUUUAGAGUUGUCAGGAAGUUAAGACUCUGAAUGCAAGAAGAAAUCCAUUCCAGUGUACUUGUGAAUUAAGAGAUUUCAUUCAGCUUGAAAAGUAUUCAGAGAGCAUGAUGAUUGGAUGGUCAGAUUCGUACAUCUGCGAAUACACUUUGAAUCUAAAGGGGACUCGGUUAAAGGAUGUUCAUCUUCCUGAAUUAUCUUGCAACACAGCUCUGUUGAUUGUCACCAUUGUGGUUAUCGUGCUAGUUCUGGGGAUGGCUGUGGUCUUCUGCUGCUUCUACUUUGAUCUGCCCUGGUAUCUCAGGAUACUGGGUCUAUGGACACAGACACUGCAGAGGAUUAGAAAGACGGGCCAAGAACAACUCAAGAGAAAUGUUUGGUUCCAUGUGUUUAUUUCAUACAGAGAAUGUGAUUCUACGUGGGUGAAGCAUGAAUUAAUCCCCAAUCUAGAGAAAGAAGAGAAAUUGAUUUGCCUCCAUGAGGGACACUUUGACCCUGGCAAGAGUAUUACCGAAAAUAUCAUGAACUGCCUUGAGAAAAGCUAUAAGUCCAUCUUUGUUUUGUCUCCCAACUUUGUCCAGAGUGAAUGGUGCCAUUAUGAACUCUACUUUGCCCACCACAGUCUCUUCCAUGAAAACUCUGAUUAUGUCAUGUUUAUCUUACUGGAACCCAUUCCACUCUACUGCAUUCCUACCAGGUAUCCUAAGAUGAAAGCUCUUCUGGAAAAAAAAGCAUACUUGGAAUGGCCUAAGGAUAGGCGUAAAUGUGGAGUUCUUGGGGCAAAUCUUCGAGCUGCUAUUAAUGUUAAUUUAUUAGAAACCAGAGGGAUGUGUGAACUGCAGACAUUGGUGGAGCUAAAUGAAAAGUCUUGAGGUUCUGCAAUCUCUCUGAUAAGAACAGACUGCCUAUAAAAUCCUCUCUUCCCCUGGAAAAAUGCAAAGGAAAUUGGGGCCUGCAUACAUUUUCAGGAUAGAAGUUGAUACCACCUUUAUGCUGGUAACUGAGCAAUACCAUUAAAAUGAAAAAUGAUUAUUUUUUUAUGUCCAUUCCCAGAAGGAUUUCUAAGAAUGUAUAUACAGAAACACAAGUUUGCAAAGGCUUAUGUAAAAAGAUGUUCAUCCCAACAUUGUUUAUAAUCAGGAAAAAUCAAAAACAGCUCACAUUUCCAUAGAAGAUUGACUCAAUCAAUCAUAGUUCAUUAAUGCAACAGAAUAUUACAUACCCAUUAAAAAGAAUGAGGUAGUUCUAUAUUUGCUGGUAUGAGUAAAAUUAUACUAAUAUGAUAGUUUAUAUAUUGAAAUAAAAGUCUAAAUGAAUUUGCACCAGUACAUUGGUAUAGUAACAGUGGUUUGAGUCUAGGAGGUUGUAGCACAGAAAACUUUUUGUUUCUAGGUUGUACAUUUCUUUAACAUUGGAAUUGCUUAAGUGAAUCUGUAUUUCUUUUGUAGGUAAGAAAACACAAUAAAGAUAAUUUUUAAAGGCUAUGCAUCCUAUCAUUUCACUUGAUUCUUCCUUUCAAGUCUCACCAGUCAUAGAAUGAAAACAAG
Messenger RNA from Lutra lutra (Eurasian river otter), 4382 nucleotides. It is a transcript of the gene TLR10, whose product is annotated as toll like receptor 10. NCBI's taxonomy places the organism in Eukaryota, Metazoa, Chordata, Mammalia, Carnivora, Mustelidae. Gene Ontology annotation, molecular function: lipopeptide binding; Toll-like receptor 2 binding; transmembrane signaling receptor activity. Gene Ontology annotation, biological process: cellular response to bacterial lipopeptide; immune response; inflammatory response. Gene Ontology annotation, cellular component: membrane. The record is from RefSeq and is a predicted model, not a curated record.